AUGUUAACUUUCAUUAAAAAUUAUUGUAGAUAUGACAAAAGAUUGAUAAAAAUUGAACAAAUUCAGAAAGUAAGGGUCGGUAAUAAUUUUUUCAUAAAAACAAAACGAUUUAAUUAUGGCGAUGGUAAGAGAUAUAUUGGUCACGAUAGUAGCCAUGGCAGUAAUUUAACUAUCGAAGAUAAAGAUUAUAAAGGACUUUUUUAUCAUUUGAUGAAUAAUAAUUACCCAAAGAAAUUUGCACUUUCUUUUCUACCUGAUAUUAACAAAGUAAAAAAUCAUGAUGUUAUAAUUGGUUGGAUACCUUAUGAAAAAUCUAUACCGCAGCCUAAAGCUACUCCAAAAAAUUUCAAGGAAAAUGAUAAAUUUGUAAAACUUUUACAUCAAGUUAUAGCAGAUAAUGUUGCAACAAUUGAAGAUUUAGAAUUAAAAGCAUUUGCUAAAUAUCGAAAAAAUGGAUGGCAUCAUAUUUCUGAUUUACGAGAUCCUUCGCCUUGGGGUCGUAUACCAUUUCCAGAAGAUAUUAUUGGAAUGGUAGAAGUUAGAGAUGGCAAAAUCAUUUCUGAAACCUAUCAACCAAUGCCUACUCAUCGUAUCAUAACAACUAAAGGAUUAUUUGUGUUGAGUGAACCAUUUCAUAGAAAAUUAAUAGAGAAAUUAAAUGAGUUUUAA
Molecule: messenger RNA, 669 nt
Organism: Entrophospora sp. SA101
Lineage: Eukaryota; Fungi; Glomeromycota; Glomeromycetes; Entrophosporales; Entrophosporaceae
Source: the annotation of a GenBank genome assembly